UGAUGGUAUCAUAUUUAGGACGGGACGGGAACUUCUUGUUGAUGUAUAUCGAGCAAGAUGCUGAAAGUGAAAGCGAAAGUAGGAUUCGCUCUACCGCGCACUGCAACGGAAGUACAGGUAGACCAAUCAGGAUGCUGUUUCAAGUACCAGUCUCCCACUUCUCAACAUGCUGAAGACUUGCCACGUAUUCCGCGACGUAAUGUUCCAUAGUGCAUGGCGAUGUGAAGAGAACUGUGAUGGCCAGUACAGAUGAAGACUGUGGACACCAUCUGGUAAAGGCAACUUCUGGUGAGCAGUCUAAAGGUCACAUGGCAACUUCUGGUGAGCAGUCUGAAGGUCACAUGGCAACCUCUGGUGAGCAGUCUGAAGGUCACAUGGACACUUCUGAGCCUCAAGGACAUUUGGCUAUUUCUGAUGUUGACAUGGCAAGUUCAGCUGGGGAAAUCUUCACAACAGAGGAUGACUCUGGAAACAGCGUGGUCAGUUCAGACGAGGAACCCCAAGGUCAUCUGGUAUCGGCAGGUUCAGCUGAGACCGAGGAGGACCUUGAGCCAGUGAGCCAGCCACCAGUCAAAAGAUUAAGAACAGGUGACCAUCCUUCAGGUGGCUUCCAGGUGGCGAACACUCUGAACAUCAUCACUGGACAGGCCGGACAAGGAACACUUGGGAGAGGUACCCUUGAUUUGCGCACAGACGAAGCGAAGAAGAUUUUUCUUCCAACUGAACCCUACAAAGACGUGAAACGAAAAUUGAAGGCAUUUGGACAUGUGACCAUCUGCGGGGCUUCGGGAGAAGGCAAGACAACGAUGGCUCUGGUGUUAGGUUCACAGUACAGAGACAAAGGCUACGAGGUCGUGUUUGUGGACAACAUUGAGAAGUUUGACUUAGACCAGUGUCUUAGUAGCCACCCCAGAGUAUUCCUCAUAGUAGAUGACAUGUUUGGUACUGUUGGAUUAUCUGCGAAUACAUCACAGGUGAAAACCUUUCUAAACAACCUUCUCCUCCAUUUAGAACAAAAGGGGAGUGCGGAAAAGCUGCAGUCAGAAAUGCAUGAAAGCAGUGAUGCUGUUGGUAAAUCCAGAAAGAAAGAGCAGAGUCAACCAGAAUUUCAAACAAAAGAUAGUGAUGCUGUUGGUAAAUCCAGAAAGAAAGUGCAGAGUCAACCAGAAUUUCAAACAAAAGAUAGUGAUGCUGUUGGUAAAUCCAGAAAGAAAGUGCAGAGUCAACCAGAAUUUCAAACAAAAGAUAUUCGUGUUGUCUUCACAUCAAAGUCAUACAACUUCCAUGAUGGACUUGCAAAACUGCAGUACGAGGGUUUCAAACUGUUCAAAGGUCAAACUGUAAUGGAUUUAACCACACAAGAUAAAUACUGGCUUUCUGACAAAGAGAAAAAGACAAUAUUUGAACGACAUAGGAAAGCUCUCGGUGACUGCUCCAUGCAACAUAUACCUGAUUACAGUGAGCUGGAAAUCUGUUCAAAUAUCUUUGGAUUCCCUCUUAUUUGUAAACUUUGUUUUGAAUUUUCAUCUUUCUACAAAAAUGCAAAAUCAUUUUUCAAGGAACCACUGUUUUAUCUCAGGUUAGAGCUAAAGCGUUUGCUUGAAGAGAGAAAUGACCGAUCGGCCAUUCUGGUUCUGAUGCUACUGUGUGAAGACAAAUUGGACCUGAGCAAGUUAGACAGUGAAGGUGAGGAUAAGGAAAUGGACAGCCUGGUCAAAACUGUUUUACAGAUGAUGUCUGACGCUACACGUUCAGGCAUGUACAAAGCAGCUAAAGGUUUGAGAGGUACAUUCUUCACAAGAGGAGACACUGUUGGCUUUGCUCAUUCUUCAAUCUAUGAUGCUUGUGCCUGUGCCUUGUAUAAUAUCAGUCCAAUCUUUGUUUUGAAGCACUGCAGUGAUGACUUUCUGUUUGAAAGGGUACAAGGUGACAAGGUUGAAGAAACCAAAGUUGAUGAUCAUCUCCAUUUGAUAUAUGUCUCAGAGAAUUAUGAUGACCUACUUACCACAAGGUUUACACAGUCUAUUAAACAAGGACAGUUUUCAAAAUCAGUGACACAUCCAAUUCUCAAACAAGACGCCACAGUUUUCAAGCUGCUCGAGAAACUUCAUUGUGAUCGGACAAAACAUCUUUGGUUUCACAAGAAAGAGAAAGGACAAUGUUUUCUGUACUGGGCAGUUCUUGGACAUAAUGCACGUCUAAUUACAGGUAUAGAACACACAACUGGAGAAGAGUUCACUCAAGGAGAAAUCAGUGAGGCCAUGGAAGGAUGUGCACAAAGCAACAAUGUGACAGCAUUGAAAUGGCUGUUCAGCAGGAGUGAGAAACAUGACCAUCAGUUGACACUGAACAGACUUUUGUUGGCAGCUGCUGAAAGUGGCAGCUCUGACAUACUAGUGUAUCUGCUGCAGGAAGGCGCUGAUAUUAACACAAGUGACAAAAACAUGCAAACCAUCUUCCAUCUUGUCUGUAAAUCAGGAAUUGAAAAAAACCUGAAAGUCCUGUUAACCAGGAAACCUGGGAAUAAUGUUAUAAACUCUGUUGAUGUGAAUGGCAGGACCCCUGUCAUGGUUGCAGCACACACGGGAUCAGAGGGAUGUUUUAAGUUACUGCAGACAACAUCAAAUUUGAAUGUGAAAGAUAAACAUGGCAGUGGAAUUAUUCAUCUUGCCUGUCGUGGUGGGAACACUGCUAUAGUACAACAUGUCCUGUCUCCAUCUAACAUCAACAGCAGAGGGAGUGAAGGAUACACACCUGUGAUGAAAGCUGUAUUCCAUGGACAUCAAGAUGUUGUUGACCUCCUUGUGCAGCACAAAGCUGACCUCACACUUCUAACAGACAGUAAUGAGGACAUUGAAUGUGUAGCUCAGAUGGGAGGACAUCCUACACUAGCCAAGUAUCUUCAAACAGUUAAACAUCCUCACUGAUUAAGCUGUGUGUUAUGUGUUCUGAAGGAAAUUUAUUGAUUGUGUAUUGCAACUAUGUUCUACUAUAGAACAUUCAUUCUUGCAGACUUGGGAACACUGUAAACAUUUAGUCAAUACAUUUGUGCUUAUUUUGUAUUUAUGCUGAAUAUAUUUCAACAGUAUUGCUUAACAAUUGUGAAGUGGUUGUCAACAUUUGAACCUGUUGCCUACAUAUGCAGGUGAGCUACAGUGCUGAGGCACCAUAUUAACAGUUAAGUCAGUUUUCUCAAAUUUUCUCUGAGAGAAAAUUAUUUUUCCAUUAUUUAAUCUGAAUAUAUAAUAUGAGAGCGAGGCGGAGCUUUUCGUCUUGAAAAGACAGGAAUAUCUGUGAAAUGAUGAUUUUACAAACUUCCCAUCUUUUUCUGACACGAAGAGCUAACACUGACCAUCCAUGUAUUGCCACUCAGCUUGCAGUGUAGAAAUGUCCUAAUUUUGCUCUAGAGAAGUUUGUACAAAUAUUAUGAUUGUAAAUAUUGGCUCAGUUUGUAAUAAAAUUCAAUCAUCCUUGUA
Molecule: messenger RNA, 3476 nt
Organism: Haliotis rufescens (red abalone)
Lineage: Eukaryota; Metazoa; Mollusca; Gastropoda; Lepetellida; Haliotidae
Exons: 5
Coding region: 237-2927 (896 amino acids)
Molecular function (GO): protein binding
Source: RefSeq, a predicted model, not a curated record